Molecule: messenger RNA, 3828 nt
Organism: Echinops telfairi (small Madagascar hedgehog)
Lineage: Eukaryota; Metazoa; Chordata; Mammalia; Afrosoricida; Tenrecidae
Gene: LLGL1
Product: LLGL scribble cell polarity complex component 1
Exons: 23
Coding region: 196-3249 (1017 amino acids)
Biological process (GO): establishment of spindle orientation; cortical actin cytoskeleton organization; regulation of establishment or maintenance of cell polarity
Cellular component (GO): cortical actin cytoskeleton; plasma membrane; cytoplasm
Molecular function (GO): myosin II binding; GTPase activator activity
Source: RefSeq, a predicted model, not a curated record
CCCUGCACUGAUGUGCGGUAGCCUGCCCUCUCUCUCACUUGCUGCCCGGGAACCCCUCUUGGGAACGUGAGUUCUGAUCGCGCGUUUACCCCGUUGCACUUGAAGAGUGGACUUGUUGCCCCUGUUUGACAGACUGUGGAGCAUGGGUUCCCUAACCAGCCCAGCGCCCUGGCCUUCGACCCUGAGCUGCGCAUCAUGGCCAUCGGGACCAGGUCCGGAGCUGUGAAGAUCUAUGGCGCACCCGGUGUGGAGUUCACGGGUCUGCACCAGGAUGCAGCCACUGUCACCCAGAUGCACUUCUUGCCUGGCCAGGGCCGCCUACUGACCCUCCUGGACGACAACAGCCUGCACCUCUGGGAGCUCGUCCCUUGCGGCGGCUGCGCCCACUUGGAGGAAACACUCAGCUUCCAGCCCCCCAGCCGCCCCGGCUUUGACAAUGCCAGCUCCCUGCCCAGUCUCUCCCGGGUCACUGUAGUCCUGCUGGUGGCUGAUGGUGCCAGGGCAGCGUUGGGCACCGAGGGUGGCAGUGUCUUCUUCCUGGAUGUGGGUACACUGACGCUGCUCGAGGGCCAGACCCUGGGCCCGGAGGAGAUCCUGCGAAGCCUUCCAGAAGACUACCGAUGCGGGAAGGCACUGGGCCCCGUGGAGUCUCUCCAGGGCCACUUGCACGACCCCAGCAAAAUCCUCAUUGGCUACAGCCGGGGCCUGCUGGUCAUCUGGAGCCAGGCUGCCCGCUGCGUGGAUCGGGUCUUCCUGGGCAACCAGCAGCUGGAGAGCCUGUGCUGGGAGCGUACCGGAGGCAUUGUCGUCAGCUCCCACAGCGAUGGCAGCUACGCCGUUUGGACUGUGGGCUCAGGCAGCUCCCUGGUGCUGCAGCCUACGGAGGCCACAACACCCUACGGUCCCUUCCCCUGCAAAGCCAUCAACAAGAUUCUAUGGAGAAACUGCAGGUCAGGGGGCCGCUUCCUCAUCUUCAGCGGUGGUAUGCCACGGGCCAGCUAUGGAGACCGCCACUGCGUGAGUGUGCUGCAGGCCGAGACCCUGGUGACUCUGGACUUCACGUCCCGCGUCAUUGACUUCUUCACGGUGCACAGCAUGCGGCCUGAGGACGACUUCGACGACCCCCAGGCUCUGGCUGUGCUGCUGGAGGAGGAGCUGGUGGUGCUGGACCUGCAGACUCCUGGCUGGCCGGCCCUGCCCGCCCCGUACCUGGCCCCGCUGCACUCAUCCGCCAUCACCUGCUCCGCCCAUGUUGCCAACGUCCCUGCCAAGCUGUGGGCCCGUCUCGUGAGCGCGGGCGAAAAGCAGAGCCCCCAGCCUGCCUCCAGUGCCUCAAGCUGGCCCAUUACUGGGGGCCGGAACCUGGCCCAGGAGCCAUCACAGCGUGGGCUGCUACUGACCGGCCAUGAGGACGGCACUGUGCGGUUCUGGGACGCCUCUGGUGUGGCGCUGCAGCCCCUCUACAAGCUUAGCACAGCUGGUCUAUUCCAGACGGACUUUGAGCACGCCGACAGCUUGGGCCAGGCUGCUGAGGACGACUGGCCGCCCUUUCGAAAGGUGGGCUGCUUCGACCCCUACAGCGACGAUCCCCGGCUCGGCGUGCAGAAGGUGGCGCUUUGCAAGUACACAGCCCAGAUGGUGGUGGCUGGCACUGCAGGCCAGGUGCUGGUGCUGGAGCUGAGUGACAUGCCGGCUGAGCGGGCGCUCAGCGUGGCCAGCGUGGACCUCCUCCAGGACCGAGAGGGCUUCACGUGGAAGGGCCACGACCGGCUUGGCCCUACCACGGGGCCACUGCCCUGGCCUGCCGGCUUCCAGCCCCGCGUGCUGGUGCAGUGCCUGCCGCCUGCUGCCGUCACCGCCGUCACGCUGCACACGGAGUGGGGCCUCGUGGCCUUUGGCACCAGUCACGGCUUUGGUCUCUUUGACUACCAGUGCAAGAGCCCUGUGCUGGCCAGGUGCACCCUUCACCCCAACGACUCUCUGGCCAUGGAGGGGCCCCUCUCAAGGGUGAAGUCCCUCAAGAAGUCCCUGCGGCAGUCUUUCCGGCGCAUUCGGAAGAGCCGGGUCUCCGGCAAGAAGCGGGCUGUGACCGCCAACAGCAAGUUGCAGGAGGCCAAUGCGCAGCUGGCAGAGCAGGCCUGCCCCCACGACUUGGAGGUGGCACCUGUCCAGCGCCGCAUUGAGCCCCGCUCGGCGGACGACUCCCUCUCUGGGGUGGUGCGCUGCCUCUACUUCGCUGACACCUUCCUCCGUGACGCUGUCCACCACGGCCCCACGCUGUGGGCCGGCACCAACUCGGGCUCCGUGUUUGCCUAUGCCCUGGAGGUGCCGACAGCGACAGCGGGCAGCGAGAAGCGGCCUGAGCGGGCGGUGGAGGCUGUGCUGGGCAAGGAGGUGCAGUUGAUGCACCGUGCCCCUGUGGUGGCCAUCUCGGUGCUGGACGGGCACGGCCGCCCACUGCCAGAACCCUAUGAGGCCUCCCGGGACCUGGCCCAGGCGCCUGACAUGCAGGGUGGUCACGCUGUGCUCAUCGCAUCUGAGGAGCAGUUCAAGGUGUUUACUCUGCCCAAGGUGAGUGCCAAGACCAAGUUCAAGUUGACAGCCCACGAAGGCUGCCGUGUGCGCAAGGUGGCGCUGGCCACGUUCACCAGCGUGGCCUGUGAGGACUAUGCCGAGACCUGCCUGGCCUGUCUGACCAACCUGGGCGAUGUCCACGUGUUCUCUGUGCCCGGCCUGCGGCCCCAGGUGCACUACCCGUGCAUCCGCAAGGAGGACAUCAGCGCCAUCGCCUCCUGCGUCUUCACGCGCCACGGCCAAGGUUUCUACCUGAUCUCCCCGUCGGAGUUUGAACGCUUUUCCCUCAGUGCUCGGAACAUCACCGAGCCAUUGUGCUCGCUGGAUAUUUGCUGCCCCCGAGGGACCGCCUGUGCCAGCUAUAGGCUCCACGAGUCACCCAAGCUGAGCCAGGCGAACGGGACCCCGAACAUCAUCCUGGCCCCACGGAGCUGUGACGGGAGCCCCAGUCCUGCAAGAAGCAAGGGAGCUGGGGACAUGCUGCAGCCACCUGAGGCCACGCUCUCACCCUUGUCCGUGGACUCUGCCACCAGCGCCGACACCACGCUGGACACGACGGGGGACGUCACGGUGGAGGAUGUGAAGGAUUUCUUGGGCUCCUCAGAGGAUCCCCAGAAGAACGUGAGGAACGCGGUGCAAGAUGAGGCCUGCAGUUGCCCCAUUCUGAUCAAAUGAGGGCCCUGGCCGCCGUGGGACAGAGCCGGUCUAGUGCUUGGCUAUCAACCCGGUGUCCUCGAAGUGCGCCCCAGGUCACUGUCCUCACUGACUGAAGGCUGAGGGGCAGCUGUGCGGCCUGGCUCUGCCUCCUCCUCCAGGAGUCUCGGACCACCGCCUGUCCUGCUUGGAGCUGCAGCCCUGGACCCCUGGCUCCUGCCCGGCCCCUUAACAUAGACCCACCCCCUGCUAACUGGACCUGUGUCCUGCCCCCACCCCCCACCCCCCCUGGGCCAGGAGCAGGCAGACGCAGGCUGGGCCGCUGACAGGCCAGGUGCUCCACAUGCCGUCCUCCCUCCUCCCUUUGCAGAGAGUAUUUUUCUAAUGCCUGGGCUGGGCACUCAUUUCUAAAAUUAUUUUGGUACUUGAUCCAGGCCCUCAACCCCCAGGAGUACACACAUGGACUGAGUUCCAGUUGGCGGUGUGUGGGAUAGGGGUCAGAGUGGGUUUUCCUGUAGAUUGUACCAGGAUUUUUUUUUUCCAUGUCAUUUUGUUAAAAUUAGUGGUCUUAAUAUUAAAAAUACUGAUUUUUAAUAUUGA